This is a messenger RNA of Aedes albopictus (Asian tiger mosquito), 1336 nucleotides long. RefSeq lists its product as uncharacterized. The record is from RefSeq and is a predicted model, not a curated record. Gene Ontology annotation, cellular component: extracellular region. The transcript is spliced from 3 exons. NCBI's taxonomy places the organism in Eukaryota, Metazoa, Arthropoda, Insecta, Diptera, Culicidae. The coding region runs from base 273 to 1277 and encodes 334 amino acids. Gene Ontology annotation, molecular function: chitin binding.
UUUUAAAAAACUACCACUGGACGAAAAAUCAACAAUUUCAUUCGAUUCCCUGAGGAAGAUCCAAUAAGGAUCGAAACGUUGGAAGAAGAAAACAUUUAGUUGUUUUUGACCCCGAAAAGACUGAAACGCCAAAACUAUUCGAAAGUCUUCAAAACAGUCGUCGUCAAUAUAGUAUAUAUGCCUAUGGAAUUGCUCGAUUAACCUAGUGAUGAGAGGAAUUUUCUCACCUGGCAUGUACCGCUAGACAAAACCGAUGUGUCAAAAUAGCACUUAUGUCACCUCAAAUUCUAUUCAAUGGUUCAACACAUCUCUGUAUUUAUGACGUGAAUUGCGUUUUUUUCGUUCUUCACAAUAAUCAUCAAAUCUAUUUAAACCCUGUCCCUGAUCAAUUACGUAUACAGUUUACUGCAACGAUGUCGCCGGUUGUUCGUCAGUGUUUCGCGGUGGUGCUUAUUCUGGCAUACUCAUCAGCCCUCAGAUUUUCGGAUAAAUAUCAUUCCGGGUUGUUACGGGCGGAUAAUAGCACGGACACAGGAACAGAACCGGACACAUUUUACGACAACAGUCCCCUUUGUGCUUCCGGUGGUCCACUAACCAUCUGCAUCGGGUGUCAAACGUACAAAGUGUGCACAGGUCAGCCUACCGACGACACUGAUUCCAAGGAAAGAUGUCCCAGCGACAAGCCGUACUGUGAAAGCACAAGUGGAACGUGUUCCGAAACCGCCGAUAACUCCAUCAAACAAUGCUCGUCGGGAUCGACGGACAACAGCACCACGCCUACGACCACAUUCAAAUGCACCGGAGAGGGCAAGUUUCCGGAUCCCUUCAGCUGCGAUAAGUUCUACUACUGCAACGAGCAGGGCGCCGAUGGAGUUCCGAAUGAUUGCCCGCCAAACUACAGCUACAAUGUCACCUCGCAACAGUGUACGCAAACGGCCGGAGCUUGCCAAUUGAUUGAUUGCUCUUCGGAGUACGUUUUCAACGAGUAUCCCACGGAUCCGCAGUACUUUUACUAUUGCAAAACUGGUGCAUCCGGGUCGCAGUCGGAGAUUUACCUGUUCUCGUGUGGAUCCGGCGCCAAGUUCGAUGUCUGCAGCGAGCAAUGUGUAUUCGAGUGUACCAGUGAGGGACUCUUCGCCAAAGCUUCCAAUCCGAACAAGUACUAUCAAUGUUACAGCGAAAAUGGAUCGCUGAAGUACAUCGAGAGGAGCUGCCCCGUGGAGAAUCAAGUGUUCGACGAGAUGGUGCAGUUUUGUGUAUAUCCUGUGACGAAGUGAAAUGAGUUUGAGGAUAAUUAAUAAAAUUGUUGCGAAGUAUUUGGUUGUCGUUCUAUAUU